AUGCAUACUCCAUAAGACUAAUUACGAAAAGCUUUAAAGAGAUACAAUAAUGGGGACAAGUAAAACAAUAACCGAAAUUGCCGAUCACAGUAGCUACAAAUGCCGCAAGUACCAAAAGGAAUGUUGAGUAUGAACAGUACUCAAAAAUCAGAAAGAAAUGCAAAAUUGAGUGACACAGGUAAAUCAAUACAAAUAUAGUAGAUACAACUGAUGUGACCCAUUAUAAUUUGAAUUUUUCAUAGCCCAUUCAGUCUUGUUAUUAAGUGGAACACUUAGAUCUCAAUUUCUUUAAAAUUCAACCUUGCAAAAUUCCUGGAAAUCACAGUCACAAGCAUUGCCCAUUUUAUCACAAUGCUAAGGAUCGAAAAAGGUAUUAAUUAAAAUAUAAAAUUAGAAUUAAUGUCUAGUACUCAGCUGAAUUAUGUACAUACAUUGAAAGUAAUCAACAAUGUCCAUAUGCAGACAAUUGUAAUAAAGCUCACAAUAGAGUGGAGUAACUAUAUAGAGCAGAUAAUUACAAGACAAAAUUCUGUUCUUACUACCCUCACAAUAUUUCUUAAUGUGAUUAUGGAAAAUUUUGCUCUUUCGCACAUUCUGAAACAGAUAUUGUUAUAGAAUUAAUCCAUAACCUUGAAUAUGACGAUGAUUUCUUUAUGUUCUACUACAAAACAGUUUGGUGUCCCUUCAACCUUACAUAACACGAUAAAGCACUCUGUGUUUAUGCUCAUAAUUGGCAAGACUUUAGAAGGAAACCUUAAAUUUAUUAAUAUCAUCCAAUUCCAUGUCCAAGUUGGAACACUGCUGAAUACAUUUUAGAAUACUACAAUGGAUGCUAAGAUGGGUUUAAUUGUGGGAAAUGUCAUGGAUGGAAAGAAUUAGAAUAUCAUCCCAUGUUGUUUAGAACAAAAUAAUGUAUAAAUCAAAACUGUUCAAAAACUGAUUGUUCAUUUUAUCAUAAUAACUAAGAAAAAAGGUAUUAAUAUCGAAUAAACUUAAUAGAUAGAUCGAUCAAUUAUCAUAAUUUAGAGUGUUUAAGAUAGUUCCCAGAAAUCGAAUAGUUUAAAAUACAUUCAAAGUGAGGGAUCACAGUUUGUUGACUUCACAAAGAAAUGGGAGUAGCACACCUAGUUACUAAAAGUUAUGUGGCAGUGAUUAACACUGGUUGGGACACAACUUACAAAAUAGUUUUUAGUAUGAUCAGGAUUCUGAUGAGGGCAAAUAAAAUGUCAAAGGAUAACAUUAUUAAACUACCUUAAUAUCAAUUUAAGAAAGAACAGGUAAAACUUAAUCAGAUUGAUUUUUAGAUUCAGAUGAAUUAAAGGAUUUGAAGGAUCUAAUGAGAAAGAAAUCGAAUUCAGUGGUAGAUGAGAAAUAAAAUAAUGAUGACAAUGAACAUGUUAGAACAGUUUUGAAAAUGAUCGACAUGGAUCAAUGAAUAAAUAUUUUUAUUUAAUUCAAGAACUCCCUCUUAUA
Paramecium octaurelia is the source of this 1473-nucleotide messenger RNA. The record is from the annotation of a GenBank genome assembly. Lineage: Eukaryota; Ciliophora; Oligohymenophorea; Peniculida; Parameciidae.